Exophiala bonariae is the source of this 1149-nucleotide messenger RNA. RefSeq lists its product as uncharacterized. The transcript has a single exon. The coding region runs from base 1 to 1149 and encodes 382 amino acids. Gene Ontology annotation, molecular function: L-allo-threonine aldolase activity. Lineage: Eukaryota; Fungi; Ascomycota; Eurotiomycetes; Chaetothyriales; Herpotrichiellaceae. Gene Ontology annotation, cellular component: cytosol. Gene Ontology annotation, biological process: L-threonine catabolic process; glycine biosynthetic process. The record is from RefSeq and is a predicted model, not a curated record.
AUGCCAUCAAACGAAUCAAUCAACGCCGCCAACGGCCUGGCAGCGACGCAUAAAAAAUUCAACGCCUGGCAGCAACCCGGACCAUCAGCAUAUGACUUCCGCAGUGAUGUGAUGACCACGCCGACGGCAUCGAUGCUCGAAGCCAUCUCCAACACGACAUUGUUCGACGACGUCUUCGCGGAAGACACGACGACCAACGACCUGGAAAGCCACAUCGCAUCACUAACUGGCCACGAAGCAGCACUGCUCGUGAUUUCCGGAACGAUGGGCAAUCAAAUCGCCCUCCGCUCGCAUCUGACGCAACCGCCCCACUCGGUCCUCGCCGACAUUCGAGGCCACAUCGUCAACUAUGAAGCGGGCGGCACAUCGUCCCUGUCCGGCGCGACCGUGACGGCGGUCCAGCCCGCCAACAACCACCAUCUGACCCUCGAGGACAUCCAAAAACACGCCGUCAUCUCCGACGACGUGCACCACGCGCCGACCCGCGUCAUCUCGCUCGAAAACACCCUCGACGGAACGAUCCUCCCACUCAGCGAAGUCCGCAAGAUCUCCGCCUUCGCCCGCGAAAACAACAUCAAACUGCACCUGGACGGCGCACGGCUGUGGGAAGCCAUCGCGGCGGACGCGGGCACGCUCGUGGAGUACAGCGGCCUGUUCGACAGCGUGAACCUGUGCUUCAGCAAAGGGCUGGGGGCACCGAUCGGCAGCAUCGUCGUCGGAUCCAAGGCGUUCGUCGCGCAUGCACGCCGCAUCCGCAAGAUGAUCGGCGGCGGGACACGGCAGGCGGGCGUGAUUUCCGCCGCCGCGCGCGUCGCCGUCGACGAGACGUUCCUGGGCGGCAAGUUAUCGACGACGCACGACCGCGCGCGCGCCAUUGAAGCGACGUGGGUUGCCAAGGGCGGCGUGCUCGCCAAGCCCGUCGAGACGAACAUGGUGUGGCUGGACAUCCAGCACGAGGGGGUCGCCGCUGCGGACUGGGCCGUCGUCGCCGCGAAGCAUGGCUUGAAGGUCGGCGGCGGACGGCUCGUCAUCCAUUAUCAGAUCAGCGACGACGCCGUGCGGAGGCUCGAGGCUGCCAUGGAUGAGGUGCUGGCCCUGGGCCAGAAGAAUCGUGUUGGGAAACGAUCGAGAGCAGAGUUUGAGAACUAA